CCUAAUUCCCUAAAUCCAUAGUCUCUUUACCUUGCUCCUAUACGGAAAAAUUGUAGCAGAGAGAACGAGAGCCGAGAGAGCAAAGGAACCCUAAAACGUCUUCUUGAGUCUCGAUUUUCUUCCUGAAACGUUGCUUUUGUGAGUCUUCUCCAAUGGGCAGAGAAACGGCCAUACUAGAAGAACUAGCAUGAUCAUCAUCUGCAUCUAUCUGUAGUUUUGAGCUCUCAUGUCUCGACCUUUUAUCAGGAUGGAAGUUGAUGGUGUGAUUACCACAGAAGAACAGCCCGUGGGUGUGACUAUGGAUUUGGAGCAAGAGCAAGAGCAAGAGCAAGAACAACAAGAGCAUGAGGAAGACGAAGUGGAAAAUGAAGAUGAGGAGGGAGUUGAAGAGGGAGUUGAAGAGGGAGAUGGGGGAGGAGAUAACGAAAAUGAUGAAAGUCUAGAGAUUGAUAAGAAAAGAAAGAGAAGGAGAUCUGCGGUUUGGGAUGAGUUCGAUGAAGUAAAAGGAACAAACAAAAUGCAAUGCAAACAUUGCAAGGCGCAACUUCAAAUCAGUGGUGGCACGACAUCUCAUUUCAGGAGACAUUUAAAGGGAUGUGCAAGAAGGAUGACAAAUCAAAAGUCUCAAAAGAUAUUGGGUUUCCGCUCGGGUAAAAUCACUAGUGAGACAUCUCCUCAUUCUGCUUUUAUAUAUGAUUAUAAGAAGGUCAGAGAUAGUAUUGCACAUUUUAUUCUCAUGCAUGAGCAUCCAUUCUCUAUAGUGGAGCAAGAGGGAUUUAAUCUUAUCAUGAAGAAUAGUUCUCAUGAGUAUAUACCAUAUACUCGUAUCACUACGCAAAGUGAUUGCAUGGAAGAGUAUGAUAAAGAAAAAAAGAAGUUGAAGUCAUUACUAAAAAAUGUUAGCAAAAUUUGUUUGACAACUGACACGUGGAGGUCUUGUCAACAAAUAGAAUACAUGGUUGUUACUGGACACUUUGUUGAUGCUAAUUGGAAAUUGCAGAAAAGAGUACUUAACUUUGUGAAUAUACCACCUCCACGAGGUGGUGUUGAUAUUGCUGAUGCUCUCUUCAAAUGCAUGACUGAGUGGGGAAUUGAAAAUAAAGUUUAUUCUUUGUCUGUUGAUAAUGCUUCUUAUAAUGAUGUGGCAAUUAGAACUUUGAAGAACACAUUUCUAAGAAAUAAGAAAUUGAUACUUGAUGGAAAAUUGUUUCAUGUUCGUUGUUGUGCACACAUUCUCAAUCUUUUAGUUCAAGAUGGAAUUGCUGCCAUUGAUGAUGUGAUUUACAAUGUGAGGGAAAGUGUCAAAUUUUUGAAAAAUUCUGAAGCACGAUUUUUGAAGUUCACUGAAAUAGUUAAGCAAUUGCAACUACCUGCUAGGAAGCUGAUUUUGGAUGUUCCAACACGUUGGAACUCUACUUUUGAGAUGUUGUCACUUGCUUUGAAGUUUAAGGAUGCAUUUUUUAUUUUUAAAGAGAGGGAACCUCUUUAUCAUAAUUUACCAACAGAGGAAGAAUGGGAGAGAGUAGAGAAUGUGUGUCAAAUCUUAUCUGUGUUCAACACAAUCACUAAUCUCAUAUGGGGAAGUGACUACCCAACUUCUAAUUUAUUUCUUUCUGAGAUGUAUCGAGUGAAAGAAAUUUUACAAAAGAGAGCAAUGGAUAACAACAUAUACAUCAAAGCUAUGGUUGGGAAAAUGAAUGUGAAGUUUGAGAAGUAUUGGGUCCGAAGUGAUAUACAAUAUUGAGAAGGUCCGUGGAGCUUUAUAUGAAAUGUAUGAGCAGUAUGCAGCUAAUUUUGCCUCAACCAACGAGGAAGGUAGUAGCCAGAGAUCAUCUAAAUCCCAGGGAGAUGAUGUUGGUUCUAGCUCUACAGUUGAUAUUAAUU
Messenger RNA from Tripterygium wilfordii, 1884 nucleotides. RefSeq names its product zinc finger BED domain-containing protein RICESLEEPER 2-like. The transcript is spliced from 3 exons. Gene Ontology annotation, molecular function: protein dimerization activity; DNA binding. The coding region runs from base 227 to 1744 and encodes 505 amino acids. Lineage: Eukaryota; Viridiplantae; Streptophyta; Magnoliopsida; Celastrales; Celastraceae. The record is from RefSeq and is a predicted model, not a curated record.